Oreochromis niloticus (Nile tilapia) is the source of this 3727-nucleotide messenger RNA. RefSeq names its product Fc receptor-like protein 5. Lineage: Eukaryota; Metazoa; Chordata; Actinopteri; Cichliformes; Cichlidae. The record is from RefSeq and is a predicted model, not a curated record. Gene Ontology annotation, cellular component: external side of plasma membrane. Bases 84 to 2849 code for a protein of 921 amino acids. Gene Ontology annotation, molecular function: transmembrane signaling receptor activity. Gene Ontology annotation, biological process: immune response; cell surface receptor signaling pathway. The transcript has 17 exons.
UGACACUGAGCUGCUCUGUGCAGAGCUCUGAUGGAUGGAAAUAUGAGUGGUUCAGAUGAACCCAAACAACCACUGAAGUUCACAUGAGAGAUCAACAAAACAGAGAUAUCAGAGUAUCUCAAGGAGGAAUCUACAGCUGCAGAGGAACAAGAGGAAACCCAGUUUACUACACUGAUAUAAGUGAUGUUGUCACCAUUGAGAAAACCAUUUCCAAUAAAGUUGUUGUAAAACAACAACCCAACUGGCCUCAGAUAUUCAGAGGUGAGACGAUCACUCUGACAUGUGAGGUGCAGGAAGGAGGUGAAACCACUGAGUGGGAGUAUGAAUGGAGAGGACCCAGCACACCCACACAGUGGACACACAAUAAUGAUGUGACAUUCAGAGUUUCUGAGUCCAGCAGUGGAGACUACAUGUGUAAGAGUCGACGCAGAGAUGACUCAUAUUCUUCAACAGAGUGGAGUGAAGCCUUCACAUUGUCAGGAUCAAAUAAACCCAGGGCCACACUGACAGCAGGAACAACAAUCAUACCAGUAGGGGGCAGUGUGACACUGACCUGCUCUGUGCAGAGCUCUGAUGGAUGGAAAUAUGAGUGGUUCAGACGAACCCAAACAACCUCUGAAGUUCAAAUCAGAGAUCAAGAAAACAGAGAUAUCAGAGUAUCUCAAGGAGGAAUCUACAGCUGCAGAGGAACAAGAGGAAACCCAGUUUACUACACAGAUAAAAGUGAUGAUGUCACCAUUGAGAUAACCUUUUCCAAUAAAGUUGUUGUAAAACAACAACCCAACUGGCCUCAGACAUUCAGAGGUGAGACGAUCACUCUGACAUGUGAGGUGCAGGAAGGAGGUGAAACCACUGAGUGGGAGUAUGAAUGGAGAGGACCCAGGACACCCACACAGUGGACACACAAUAAUGAUGUGACAUUCAGAGUUUCUGAGUCCAGCAGUGGAGACUACAUGUGUAAGAGUCGACGCAGAGAUGACUCAUAUUCUUCAACAGAGUGGAGUGAAGCCUUCACAUUGUCAGUAUCAACAGAUAAACCCAGGGCCACACUGACAGCAGGAACAACAAUCAUACCAGUAGGGGGCAGUGUGACACUGACCUGCUCUGUGCAGAGCUCUGAUGGAUGGAAAUAUGAGUGGUUCAGACGAACCCAAAGAACCUCUGAAGUUCAAAUCAGAGAUCAACAAAACAGAGAUAUCAGAGUAUCUCAAGGAGGAAUCUACCGCUGCAGAGGAACAAGAGGAAACCCAGUUUACUACACUGAUAAAAGUUAUGAAGUCACCAUUGAGAUAACCUUUUCCAAUAAAGUUGUUGUAAAACAACAACCCAACUGGCCUCAGAUAUUCAGAGGUGAGACGAUCACUCUGACAUGUGAGGUGCAGGAAGGAGGUGAAACCACUGAGUGGGAGUAUGAAUGGAGAGGACCCAGGACACCCACACAGUGGACACACAAUAAUGAUGUGACAUUCGUAGUUUCUGAGUCCAGCAGUGGAGACUACAUGUGUAAGAGUCGACGCAGAGAUGACUCAUAUUCUUCAACAGAGUGGAGUGAAGCCUUCACAUUGUCAGUAUCAAAUAAACCCAGGGCCACACUGACAGCAGGAACAACAAUCAUACCAGUAGGGGGCAGUGUGACACUGACCUGCUCUGUGCAGAGCUCUGAUGGAUGGAAAUAUGAGUGGUUCAGACGAACCCAAAGAACCUCUGAAGGUAAAAUCAGAGAUCAAGAAAACAGAGAUAUCAGAGUAUCUCAAGGAGGAAUCUACAGCUGCAGAGGAACAAGAGGAAACCCAGUUUAUUACACUGAUAUAAGUGAUGAUGUCACCAUUGAGAAAACCAUUUCCAAUAAAGUUGUUGUAAAACAACAACCCAACUGGCCUCAGAUAUUCAGAGGUGAGACGAUCACUCUGACAUGUGAGGUGCAGGAAGGAGGUGAAACCCCUGAGUGGGAGUAUGAAUGGAGAGGACCCAGGACACCCACACAGUGGACACACAAUAAUGAUGUGACAUUCAGAGUUUCUGAGUCCAGCAGUGGAGACUACAUGUGUAAGAGUCGACGCAGAGAUGACUCAUAUUCUUCAACAGAGUGGAGUGAAGCCUUCACAUUGUCAGUAUCAAAUAAACCAAAGGCCAAACUGAGAGCUGAUAACACAGCUGUUCCAGUAGGGGGCAGUGUGACCCUGACCUGCUCUGUGAACCCAUCAUCAUCAUCUGGAUGGAAAUACUACUAUUACAGAGAUGAGAACUCCUCUGAAGCCCUGACCACACAAGAUGCAGUUUUCCACUCAAAUGGACAAAUCAGUGUCUCACAGGAAGGACUCUACAGGUGCAGAGGAGGAAGAGGAAACCCAGUUUACUACACAGAGGACAGCCAGUCAGUCAGGAUUGGGAAAACUGCAGCACCUGAGCCUGAAAGCUCUUCAUUUCUCACUCCUUUGAUUGUUGGACUCGUUUGUGGAGUUUUACUGAUUCUUCUUCUGCUGCUGUUGUGUCGCUUCAAACAGGAUUCAUUCUUUACCAGGACUCGGAGCACAAAUCAGAGCUCUGCAAUGAACCACAUGAUCAAGGAUGAAGGUCAACACAGUCGACAUGCUUCUACUGUCCAAGGUGAUGCUUGUGUUUAUGAAUCAAUCAAAGACCACGAUGACACACAAAAUGAUGACAGUGUGUUGUAUGCACAGGUCUCCCAAGAUAGAGCUAAAACCAAGAAAGACAACGAUGACAGCCUGUUGUACACACAGGUCUAUCACAAUAAAGCGAAACCGAAGAGACACAAAGGGAAACCAGCUCCUGCAGCAGCUGAUGAAACAGUUUAUUCUGAAGUUAAAUCACAAACAGCUCUGGAUUAAUAGCAAGAUCUGCAAAACCAACUGGAUCAGUGACAAAACUGAGUUUCACUUGAAUUUAAGAGAUCGUUGGAGAAAUUGAGAUUAUGCACUGUUUUAUAUAAUAAAGUAAAAUUAAAAAAAUCUUUCAUCAUAAUAGCCCAAGUGAUAAGCUGGCUUUGAGACCAGGAUGCUUUGCACACAUGAACAUUCAUUGAACUGCAAGUGUUGUUACAUGUUCACUGCUAAAUAAAUAAAUAAAUAAAAAUACAAAUAAACAACAUCUUGAAAUCAAAAUAAUCAACCUACAGGGGGCUGAAUUUUGAUACACAUCAAAGUGAACAAAAAAAAUGAUGCAGACCAUUUUGUCAAAAUUUCAUUGCACCAACUCAAAAUUCUACUGAGUAGUCAGUUUGUCCUCCAUGGGCUUGUAUGCGUUCCUGACAAUGUUGGAGCAUACUCCGCAAGAGAUGAUAGUGUCCUGGGGAUCUCCUCCCAGAUCUGAACCAGGGCAUCUGAGCUCCUGGACAGUCUGAGCUGCAUCCUGGCAGCUUCAGAUGGAGAGAAGCAUAAUGUCCCAGUUGGAUUUUGGUCAGGCAAGUGUGGGGGCCAGUCAGUGGUAUCAAUUCCUUAAUCCUCCAAUAACUGCCUGCAUACUCUCAACACAUGAGGCUUUGCAUUGUCAUACCACGAGGAACCCAGGACCCGCAGCACAAUAGGGUCUGACAGUGGGUGACAAACUCUUGAGACUGUGCUAGCAAACCUGGCAAUUGCAUGCAUUGAACUGGCAUCCUAGAGAAGCUAGACUGCCUGUACAACCUCUGUAGCAUCCAGGGAUUGUUUCAUCUCGUCCUACCAGUAACGAUGAUCACUCUAGCCAAAUGUAAAACUAGUGAAAAAGA